Messenger RNA from Neoarius graeffei (lesser salmon catfish), 4034 nucleotides. Its product is annotated as C2 calcium-dependent domain-containing protein 4C. Bases 181 to 1452 code for a protein of 423 amino acids. NCBI's taxonomy places the organism in Eukaryota, Metazoa, Chordata, Actinopteri, Siluriformes, Ariidae. The record is from RefSeq and is a predicted model, not a curated record. The transcript has 2 exons.
UUUACUCUGUGCGUCGGAUUCACGCGCUGAAUAAAGUCAAGUGAGCUCGCGCACCUCGCCUGGACGCGCACGCGGACACCCGAGAUUCACCGAACCUGAAAGCAGCACGAGCUCGCAGGAAGUUUCCCCGAAGCUGCUCAACAGGGUUUGUUUCCUCCUACCACUCCUUCUCAAGAGAGUAUGUGGCUCCUGGAGAAGAUCCGUGGCUCUGUGGAAGGCAACGUACUGCGUCAUCGCGACUCGGGUGACAACCAGUCCAAAGGGCCCACCCACAGCAAUGUGCUCACACCCGAUAAGAUCCCCGACUUCUUCAUCCCACCCAAGUUGGUGUGCUGCCCCCCAGAAGCCGAUACUCCAGAGAUGACGCCAAAGAACGGGCUGCACUCCUCCACAUCCGAGCAGAUCAUCUGCAGCAAGACGCCUCAGGGUGGCUCACGCAGCCCACGCCUCAUCUGCAAGCUCACUGGAGACACCAAGAACCUGCUCAAGGCUGCCAACCGCCACAUAAUCCAGAUCGAGAGUGCCGAUGACUUAGCAGCAGGUGACAUUGGUGAUCUCACCACCAAUGCUGACCCUCAGUCCCAAACCGCCAUGUCCUUGCCUUAUGUACCCAAAGCGCAGACCUCGUAUGGCUUUACCACUUUGAUGGAGAGCCCUCACACACGGCGCAAGGAGUCGCUAUUCCACAGUGACCCCACCAGCCCGCUCACAUCCCCCAGUGCUCAGCGCAAGACACAAGGCAACAGCAACCACCUCAACCCAGGUGACUGCAAUACCUCACACUCCAACCCAUAUCGCUACUUCAGUGGAGGUGAAAGUGACACGUGCUCCUCAGCAGAGUCAUCACCGUUCGGAUCACCCUUGCUUUCAAGGUCGGCCUCGCUUCUCCGAAUGUUCACCCAUGAGACUCAGGCUAAAGUAUCACGUGCUAAGCGCUCAUUUGCCCGUCACAGCUCUCUCUCGACGGACGAUUGCAGCUCGGUGGAGAACAGCCCCAAUAUUCAGCGGCGUUUCAGAUGUCCGCCAUCACCUGCAUUCGGAAGCCGUAAAGCAGGCGCCAGCAUUGACCGCCUCACCCAGCACACCGUCAAACUGCACAAAGGAGGAAUGCUGCGUCUGUGCACAGACUACGACACACAGGCAGCACGGCUCCGGGUACGCGUGCUUGCCGCUGAAGACCUCUACGAUAAGCAUGUCGACGUGAAGAGCAUCAACUGCUGUGUGUCACUCUACCUGAACCCAGGCAAGCUGCAGAAGCAGAGAAGCAACAUCAUCAAAAACAGCCGCAAUCCCGUCUUCAAUGAGGACUUCUUCUUUGACUCCUUGCCUGCUGCACAGGUCAAGAACCUGGCGAUCAAGAUGAAGGUGGUAAACAAAGGCACCAGCCUGAAACGGGACACGUUGCUUGGGGAGAGGGAGGUUCCCCUUAAAGAUCUGCUGCAUGGUAUUUAGUGCCAACCACAACAGACUCCACUGUACAGGGAGUACAGUCAGCCUGGACUGAAUCCAGAGCAAACAAAGUGUCUACUGUGUCAGUGUUUUUCCUUCUUUCUUCCUGCUGCCAGAGAUGACCUUUUCAGUCUGAAGAUGGAGAGCGUGUUAUUGACCAGGGUUCUGUUUGUGCACAUGUUCUGUGUGUAUAUUCAGGGCGUGUCAGGAUUUUAACUGUACAUAAAGCUCGCUGUAAGUGUCCUUUCAAAAUUGUGUGUGGGUGUGUGAGUGUCUGGCUCACUAUGGCAACGCGUGUCUGUAGAAGCCAACUAACAUCUGUACAGCUGGUGAUGCAGCUGCUCUGCACUGUGCACAUGUACAAAGAGGCUUUGAAGUGCCACAGAGGCAGAUGCAAAUGCAUGCUUCAUAUCUGGUUUGAAAUUCUAAACUUGUGAGCGUUGACAAAGACUUUUGUAUUUGCUAUCACUGUAGUGCCAGACUUUCCCUCAUAAGCCUUUUCUUCAACCUUAUCACUGGAGCAUGCGAGUGAUCUUCUUGUUGAAUCGUUCUCACUUAUAGCCCUUUGGUUCUUUGUUAUAAUUCUGCUGAAUAGUUUUGUGAGACAAAUUCACCCUCCAAGCCUUACAAACGAGAAGCUGCACAGUCGACUGAUGCGUUGCAAAACGGACACCUUGUACAGCGCUAAUCAAUUGCCGCUGUAAAUAACUGCCUAUCACGUUGUACAUGUGUAUGACAGACUUACAGUAUACUUGAGUAUUUGCACAAAUAUCUUGGCAUGUUUGUUGAACUCUAUGCGUACGGCUGAGACAAACUUGCACACGUAAAUACAAAAGCUUUUUCUUACCACUUGGUCAACACGUUGGCUGUAACGGAACAGCGAAUGGUUUAAAGUAGUGCCAAUAUUUAUUUUACACGUUUUAUGGAGUUGGGAUUUAUAUUUUCCGUAGCCGUAAUGACUGUGUUCGCUGCAGCCAAUUAUAAUUCCUUGUUAUAAAUCAUCUUAAUAGCAUCAGUGUAAUGGGCCAAAAAUGGCCAGCGGUCCUUGUAAGCCUUCUUAUUUUUCAUUUACAGAGCCUUGAGAGCGCUCUGUAAUCUAAUUAGCAUUUAGGAUUCUCUGUAGUAUAGAACAAAUGAAAGCUACAGCCACUUUUGGCAGACUUCAAGAUUGUCCAGUAGAGAAUAGCACUUCUGGGCUGUUUUUUGUUUGUUUACUCAUCUCAUCUCAUCAUCUCUAGCCGCUUUAUCCUGUCCUACAGGGUCGCAGGCAAGCUGGAGCCUAUCCCAGCUGACUACGGGCGAAAGGCGGGGUACACCCUGGACAAGUCGCCAGGUCAUCACAGGGCUGACACAUAGACACAGACAACCAUUCACACCUACGCUCAAUUUAGAGUCACCAGUUAACCUAACCUGCAUGUCUUUGGACUGUGGGGGAAACCGGAGCACCCGGAGGAAACCCACACGGACACGGGGAGAACAUGCAAACUCCGCACAGAAAGGCCCUCGCCGGCCACGGGGCUCGAACCCGGACCUUCUUUGCUGUGAGGCGACAGCGCUAACCACUACACCACCGUGCCGCCCUUGUUUGUUUACUCUUUUUCAAAUUGAAUAUCUGACAAAUAACAUCAUUGUAGCUUGUUAAUUAUAAAUCUUAAGGGUGGGAACCGUUGGUCAGAACUAGAGAACAGUGGGAACUCGAGUCUGUCGUCAGACUGUAUUUUAUUUUACAUAAGGCUCAAUAAUUACACUCUGUAGAUUAGAAUCUGCAGGGACCAGGCCAUUUGAAACCCAUUUCCUGUUGCGUGUGUUUUUUUUUUUUUUCUCUCCGCGGAAUAAUUUUUACAUUGACAGAACGAAUCAUACAUUUCAUGGUCUAUUUUGAGCACUCAUUUGCAACAGUCAAAUUGCAGGUAUUAGAUUCCCUAUUAGCUUUACUUCAAUGGCAGGGACUGUGAUUAUCUACACAAGAAGUACAAUUACACAGGGGAGAAUGACUUCUGACUGCUUGAAAUCUCUCAAAUUAAAAUGGUUGAAAGAAGGCCCUGCACGCUUUUGGUGGAAGUGAAAAGACUCGGUGAGGGCAUUCGAUCGAUAUUCAUUUCAUUAUCUGUGUUUCCGUAGAUGAGAUUAAACCGUCUGGCGCUUGCAUUUAGAACCGAAUAUAAAAUAUGAAGUGCCUAUCCACUGAACUUGAUGCCUGUCCUUCUGUCUGUCAAGACGUACGCCUGUGUGUGUGUCUGAACUCCCUCUUCCCUUAUUACUGUGUGCAGAUGCAUUAUGAACACUACCUUUUAUUACCGAGUCCAAAUAGACGUACUGUAAUAUUGUACCUCCAAGUUAUAUUGUGUGGGUGUUUCUAUAUUUUCUAAUGCUGAACGUGGAUAUUGUUGGUUUUGAGUGGAUGCAUUCGUCAUUGUGGGCUUUUACUGUUUAUUGCACCAAGCCGAGAUUCCAGCGGUGACUUUGUACUUCACCCAGCUCUGUUUUCUGAAACUGUUUCCCUUUUAUUUCUCCUUUCCGAUUGUAAAGUGAAACAUGAUAUUAUUGACAUGUCUGUUUUGGUGCCUCGUUCAAUAAAAGUUGUG